UGCGCAGGCAGAGCCGUGGACCAGCUUACACCAAGAACGUGACAUACAGCGAGAAAGCGAUGCGUCGCCUCGAUAUAAUGCUUUGAGUGUCUAUUGAACGCAGUUAACCGGCGUUCAUAGGAAUGCUGUAAGCGGGUCCUGUGCUCGGCCACAUUUGUGCAUAGUCAUGGCGAACUGACAAUAUCAGAUACAAUGUUGGGACGGAGAGGACUCGAACUUUUCCGACACACGAUCUGCCGAGAUGGUGCAGAAAACCUCCUUCAGGUGUAUCGACACUCUUGUUCACUAACGAAGGCGAACGUCAGCGAGGCGGUGAAUGAAAAGGUAGAGUCUCCUGCUUUGAAACCAAAGCAGAAAUCAAAUCCCUCGUUCUCCGACUUCCUCACCGAUACAUUUGGACGUCAACACACGUACCUGCGUAUUUCCCUGACAGAGCGCUGCAACCUCCGAUGCCAGUACUGCAUGCCCCAGGACGGGGUGCAGCUCACCCCCAAGCAGAUGCUGCUAAGUACAGACGAGAUCCUAGCACUGUCCCAGAUGUUUGUCAAGGAGGGGAUCACCAAGAUCAGACUGACAGGGGGAGAGCCCACGGUCAGGAAGGACCUGGUUGAUAUCCUCAAGGGGCUUGACAGUUUACGAUCUGAAGGUCUGAAGUCCAUUGCCAUGACAACCAAUGCAAUCACGUUAUCCCGAAGACUACCUCUGUACCAGGAUGCAGGCCUGGACCAGCUAAACAUCAGUCUCGAUACUCUAGUACCCCCAAAGUUUGAAUUCAUCACUCGACGGAAAGGUUUUGACAAAGUCCUAGAGGGCAUCGACAAGGCACUGGAGUUGGGAUAUGAUCCAGUGAAGGUGAACUGUGUUGUGAUGAGGGGCCUGAAUGAGGAGGAGAUCGUGGACUUCGUGGAGUUCACACAACACAAGAAAGUGGACAUCCGCUUCAUUGAGUACAUGCCCUUUGGAGGCAACAAGUGGAACUUCAACAAGUUAGUGUCCUACCAGCAGAUGCUGGACAUCAUCAGGUCACGAUGGCCAGACUUUGACCGGCUCUCUGACCAUCCCAAUGAUACAUCUAAAGCCUACCAAGUCCCAGGAUUUGCAGGACAGGUUGGGUUCAUCACGUCAAUGAGCGAACAUUUCUGUGGCACCUGUAACAGACUCAGGAUGACAGCUGAUGGCAACCUCAAAGUGUGCCUCCAUGGAGAGGCGGAAGUGUCUUUGCGAGAUGCUCUGAGGAACAACACACCGCAGGAGGAGAUGCUGGAGAUUAUUGGGGCUGCAGUCAAGAGGAAGAAGAAACAGCAUGCAGGAAUGCUGAAUUUAUCCAAGAUGAAAAAUCGGCCGAUGAUACUGAUUGAUCACCUAGCCAAGACUGAUCAUUUUAACCACCUAGACAUACAGUCAGCAGCUUCAUCUGUGAUACGGCCCAUAUAUAGUAGAAAAUGGUCUUAUAAACAUAAACCUGCCAGUGUUUGUCUUUCAAGAGAUAUUUUAAGUGUUGCCAUGGGAGCCGGGUCUCCCUCCACUAAUCACAUCAGACUAUUUAGUGCCUUUCAUAAGUCAUAUUCUUCAUAUGGUGAUGACAAGAUGAGAUACUGGGAGGCUGACUUCAAAGAACGCAAUAAGGAUUUGGAGGAGGACGACAUCGACCUUGAGCCAAGUUCUAGAAACCAGCCUCAGUUAACGCACACUGAUGAGAAGGGGAGAGCAAUGAUGGUGGACGUUGGGUCUAAACCAGAAACUGAACGGAUUGCUACAGCAGAAGGGAGAAUAGUUUUAGGAAAGGAGGUGUUUGAUCUUGUAAAGGAAAAUGGAAUUAAGAAAGGUGAUGUUUUGACAGUUUCGCAAAUUGCAGGCAUAAUGGCGGCAAAGAAAACUGCCGACUUCAUUCCUCUUUGCCAUAAUAUUCCUAUUUCGAAAGUUGAGCUGACAUUUACUCUCGAGGAAGAGGAAUAUAGUAUUCGUAUCAGGUCGUCUGUGAAGACUAGAGGUCAGACAGGAGUGGAAAUGGAGGCCCUGACGGCCGUUUCCAUGGCAGCGCUAACCAUCUACGAUAUGUGUAAAGCCGUCACACACAACAUGGUGAUCAGUGACAUCAGGCUGCAUAUCAAAACAGGAGGACAAAGGGGGGAUUAUUUCAGGGGAUAAAUUUUAAAAUUUGUUUCCAGUCAGCCCAGUAGGGCCAUUGGCCUACCUCAUCUUUGUGAAAGUUGAUAAGAAGUAUGUUACAAUGCUUUAUAAUCGAGAUCAAAACAGGACUAAUGGUUUCAAACAAGAUAUGUUAUCCUGAUUUGUCAUGAUUAAAAUCACACUAUGGCAUUCAUCAAGAACCUCAGCAUGUCAACAGCGAUUUCAUUCUUUUGAGUUCCAAUAUCAAACAUUUUGGGCAUUAUUCCCACAUAAACUGCUGUAAAAUUUCCAAGGCCCAUAAAGGGAUUCAAACCAUGGACCUUCUAAUCCAAGUUCAGGCACCUUGUCCAUAUGACCAAGAGCUUAACCCUUUAACAAAUUGACAAGUAAGAAUACUCUGUGAAUCUAUGUCUUGCUUCACUGACAGAAUAAGAUAUCACCGAAUUUCUGUUCAAGCAGAGUUGAACCAUACUCACUCACUCAGUCAUCCAUUAUGUUUUCCAUACUUGCACCAGAGUGAUUCAAUGUGCUGACUUUCAUGUUUAGGCAGAGAGAUUUCCUUAAGCUAAUGGUUCCUGUGUGGAGCAUAAGCAGAAUUAUGAAUACUCACCUAAAUAUACUCCAAAAAAUUAAGGACCACCCCAAUUUUCAAUAUUAAAGUAUUUAAUAGUUCAUAUUACGAUCCAUAUAAUACUUAAAUAUUGAAUAUUGGGGUGGUCCUUAACUUUUUUUGUUGAGUAUAUGCAUUAAUGCAAUAGUAAAGGUCAUACAUUAUUCAGAUAUUUGAAGUUGAGUUAAUGUGUCUUAAUGUGUAACUUGUCAUCAAGUCUUAAGCCUGUCACAUGAGUGUGUCCCACCAUUAUAACACUGAAAUAUUUCUACAAAUGGUGUAAAACUGCUCUCACUUACUCUCGGUGUCAAAUUAUUCCAAACUUCAAGACAUACACCGACUGUAGACAACAUGUCUUCGGAAAUAUUCCUUUGACUGGUUUAAAUCAAUGGCUAGUAUUAUAUUACCCAUACUUGAAUAUUAGUGUAUAUUAGUGGUGGUCCAAUUAAUUGAAAUAAUCGAAGAUUGGUCGCAGUGGCUAAACGACCAAGCAAUCGAACAUGUUUUCUCAUAAUCGAACGCAACCAAUCU
Haliotis rubra (blacklip abalone) is the source of this 3271-nucleotide messenger RNA. Its product is annotated as molybdenum cofactor biosynthesis protein 1-like. Gene Ontology annotation, molecular function: GTP 3',8'-cyclase activity; 4 iron, 4 sulfur cluster binding; metal ion binding. Gene Ontology annotation, biological process: Mo-molybdopterin cofactor biosynthetic process. Lineage: Eukaryota; Metazoa; Mollusca; Gastropoda; Lepetellida; Haliotidae. The coding region runs from base 193 to 2148 and encodes 651 amino acids. The record is from RefSeq and is a predicted model, not a curated record. The transcript has 9 exons.